CUUCGCAGUCCUAACCAUUACUGCGUUGGGAUACGCAGGGACACGUCCCUAUGAUUCACAUCCGCCGGUGAGGAAUUACAGGAAUACCAAGUCGUCGAGAUCUAUAGAGUACACGCCGAAAUCUUCGUCCGCAUGAGCACCAUUUUCGUAGAGCUGUUCCACCUUCCCAUCUCCUUCAUCCUGUACCGUCGCGGCGGUCACCACCCCGUCGCAGCGCUCGUCAUGGCCAUCCUACUCUUCGGCGGCUGGGUCAACAUUACGUGGCUACGGACUCUCGACUUUCUGGCGUUAGAGGUGUCCGUCACGGACACCUGGUUGGGACUGAGCUACUCAAGCGUUGCGGUUGGAUCGUUCAUCAGCCUGACGUACACGGUGUACCUGGGGUAUGCUGCUGCAGCUGUGCACAAGUGGAGACGGGUGCAGAAGGAAGCGAAGUACGUCACCAAGGGCGGCGAGUUUGAAAGUUGAAAGCGGUGGUGUCGAUGCGAUCAAGAUGGGGAAGAAGGCUUAAUGCGAGCCAGCGCAUGCAUGACAUGACCUAGCGAAGAAGAAUAGGUGGCCAGAGCAUCAUAAUGUCUAAUACAUGUUGUCACGGAUGUGAAGAUCCACGGUCAGGGUUAUACGAUGGAAACUGGCGUCAUAGGGAUCCUCUGAUGACACGAGUUACGGCGUAAUGGAUUGU
Eremomyces bilateralis CBS 781.70 is the source of this 682-nucleotide messenger RNA. RefSeq lists its product as uncharacterized. The record is from RefSeq and is a predicted model, not a curated record. NCBI's taxonomy places the organism in Eukaryota, Fungi, Ascomycota, Dothideomycetes, Eremomycetales, Eremomycetaceae. Bases 133 to 468 code for a protein of 111 amino acids. The transcript is spliced from 2 exons.